AUGGCAUCACAUUAUUCAUAUGGCAGUCGUGAAACGCUGAUCAUUGCCAUAAUACUAGAUGCGUUGCUGAUGCUAACAUACAUAACACUUAUUGCCGUUGUUAUUGCUGGAAUCGUUGCAUGGAUGAUCACUGCAUCGGCAACAGUUGAUGUAUUGGCUACUUUAACUAUUGGCAAUGCAUGGCAUACAGUAACGUGUCUUAUGAUCGAUUCUAUGACGCAGCGAUAUGCAACGGGUCCAGGUCAAAUUUUUUAUACUCAAACGUCAUCAGCACAAACACCUACUGGAAGCAUAGUAAUAAAAUACAAUCGACAUGUUGAUACCAAUGAUGGGUAGCGAUAGUCUUAUCUCAUCCAUCUCGCUAACAAAGGCAACUUUUGAUCGGUCCCCAGUGCUUUUGCAUACAAAGCG
Molecule: messenger RNA, 411 nt
Organism: Loa loa (African eye worm)
Lineage: Eukaryota; Metazoa; Nematoda; Chromadorea; Rhabditida; Onchocercidae
Exons: 3
Coding region: 1-336 (111 amino acids)
Source: RefSeq, a predicted model, not a curated record